Molecule: messenger RNA, 498 nt
Organism: Phytomonas sp. Hart1
Lineage: Eukaryota; Euglenozoa; Kinetoplastea; Trypanosomatida; Trypanosomatidae
Source: the annotation of a GenBank genome assembly
GUGAAACCAAUUUUUAGAAGAAUCAGAAAAGAGGCUAGCAACAAAGCUAAAAAUUAGUAAAAAUUGAUACUUUAUUCAGCCUUUUCACCUUAUUAGAUUGAGUAUUUUUAAUACGAAUUUUUCUUUAUUUAUUUAUUAAGGUUGCUCCAUCAAAAAUCUUAGGAAAAGGAUAGAAAUAGAAAAAUGUACUCGGACAACCCGGAGGAUGAAGUUCAUCAGCUUCUUUCUGGGUUUCAGUUUUUUAUCCUAUGUUUUUUUAUCUCUGCCUGUUAUUAUGCGUCUCUGUACAUUUCUGCCUCGGCAGUUGGUGAAUCCACUAGUUUCAUGACAUUGCCUUUCCAUCACUUACGACGUAUUUAUGUGUGUUUAAAGACUUCGGUUAUGAGCCUCAUCCAUUGCAGACGAAAUAACAUCUAUGUGGGUGUUUCCAAUACUGACGAUGUAGGUGCUGAAGAGACAUUAAUAAAUUGCAAUAAUCGAUCUUCAAACGUGUCAUAG